This is a messenger RNA of Physcomitrium patens, 1799 nucleotides long. Its product is annotated as germin-like protein subfamily 2 member 1. Gene Ontology annotation, molecular function: manganese ion binding. The record is from RefSeq and is a predicted model, not a curated record. Lineage: Eukaryota; Viridiplantae; Streptophyta; Bryopsida; Funariales; Funariaceae.
GCACCGUGCAGAGAAGCAUUGAUCGUGUAUACCACUAACAAGGAACUUCUCUAUGAACUGGUUGUGUCACACGUCAUUCUUUACAGCCCACUUGUUUUGAAAGCCGAAUGUGAGAUGUGCACUGGGGUUGGGUUAGACGGGGCCUUUGUGGAUUGGUCCGUUAUUUUUUUAAUUAUUUAUGUCAUUGUUGUACAUAUCACACAGAAGUUAUUAUUUACAUGUUGUGGUAGCGUAUGAUGACAAGGUAUCAUGGGCUAAGGCGGCGGGAUGUAGCAUAGCCAAUUUCCUGCAUAAACAACGAAGGUGACAUCGAUCUCUGAUUGACAAAGGAGAUAAAUGCAGAUGGGAUGAAACUUAUAUAUUCUCAAUAUCAGUAAUCAACGCAAAGAAGUUCCUAGAUUUCGAGUGGAAUUCUCUCUCUCUCUCUCUCUCUCUCUCUCUUGCUCUCUCUCUUUCUCUCCUUCUCUCUCGCUCUUCACCUCACGGAUUGUGUUUCUCGCCUCUCAAACUUUCAAGCAUCCACGAGAGAUACAACCCGCAAACAUAAUGGGGAGGGGGAGGUCAUCAACAUGCGACAAUCUUCGGCUAUCUCCACCGAUUGCAGUCCUUGUCAUUCUCAGCUUCUUCACAUCCAUGGCCGCAGCAUCAGAUCCUGACCCUCUCCAGGAUUUCUGCGUUGCAGACCUGUCAAGUCCUAUCUUCAUCAACGGAUUUCCGUGUAAGGAUCCAGCUAAAGUAACCUCCAACGACUUCACCUUUCGUGGGCUUCGAAAACAAGGAAAUUUGAGCUCAUCGUUCGGCGCUCCACUGCAAACAGCUUUCGUGACGAAUUUUCCAGGUAUCAACACGCAAGGGAUCUCGUGGGCGCGUCUGGACUUCGCACCCAAGGGCGGUCUCAAUGUGCCCCACUGGCACCAACGCGCAACCGAAAUUCUAUUCUGUCAGGAAGGCCAGCUCCUAGUGGGCUUCGUCGACACAGAAAACAAGCUGUGGUCGAGCGUCUUGCAGAAGGGCGACAUCACUGUCUUCCCACGAGGUCUGAUGCAUUUCCAGCUGAAUGUUGGCAAGACUCCAGCGAUCGCACAGCUCUCUCUCAACAGCCAGGCCCCAGGUCGAUCAGACAUUGGUGCAUCCACGUUCAACAAAGACGUCAUCAACCAGAUUCUGGAGAAAGCAUUUGGCCUCGACCCUGACAUUGUAAACCAACUAAAGUCGUUUUUCCAGAUGACCCAGAUGCAACCUCUCGGCACCUGCCCAUGCCCAGUAGGGGAGUUUACCGAUAUCCAGAACAUCGAAGGUCUCGGCACUUGUCCAUGCUCAACAGACUCACCCAUGUAAUUCUAGCUUCUGGGUUGCCUGUCAAUAAACGGUUGUGAACUUUGCAUCAACCACAUAAAUGGCAUCGAUCUCAGUCCAGACGCGGUACUAUUGAUCAUUGCUACUACGUUGGUUAACGUCUGUAACAUCUCACUAGGUCACCACGACGUACAAGACGGAGAAGCUCGAGAGCCGAGAAAGCAGUAUGACUGAACAGGCCAAUUCCAACAGUCUCUACGUAUCUGUUGUGUUGGUGCAGGCUAGUUUGUAAACUAUCUGAUGGAUUAGAAACCAUGUUGCUCUGUCCAGGUUUUGUAUCUGAUACCUCAUGGCUCAGAGGCUCUGGAGGCCAAUGGAGAUGCCAUUGCUCGAUACAGUGCCCAGAUUCUUUGCUUCUCAUUUGUUUUCAUUUGUUCUCAUCGGUGGCUGGCUCGGUGCCAACUGGUGCUCCUUGAAAUAAAGUGACCUAAAGUAAACGAAUA